Molecule: messenger RNA, 1640 nt
Organism: Nylanderia fulva
Lineage: Eukaryota; Metazoa; Arthropoda; Insecta; Hymenoptera; Formicidae
Source: RefSeq, a predicted model, not a curated record
AUUGUAGGUUGAUGUUUAUUAUACGUUCCAAGACAAAACCAGUCACGACUGAGCCGCGAAAGUGUACAGGGCAUCUAAACAUUGCCUUGUGUGCGAUAACGAACGUUCCUCUUUCUUGUCUACAUUAUAAAGAUUUCAUUGUUCAAAAUGUAUAAAGACAUAUGUGCAUUGCUCUGAAAAAAAGAACAAUUGCAGUAAUAAAUGAAAACAAACGCACACAACGAAAAUCAAAGAGAAUAUAACAAAGAGAAACGAACAAAUAUAUAAUCUCUGCACCUUCAUCACAUUUCGAGAAUAUUUUUCAUAUAUUUAAUAUAAUUAUCAAUAUGGUGGAAGAGUUGAUUCAUUUUAAAAUUUCCGCACCAGGCAGAAUCGUCUUAUCCGGAGAACAUUCGGCGAUAUACAGAAAACAUUUUGUCGCGACCAGCUUAAAUCUUCGUACCAAUCUCGAAUUCUGGGAGCUAAAUGAUUUAGAAAAAUUUAUUCACAUCGAAUUCCCCGAGGUUAAUUUCACGUACAAUAUAGAUUUAAAAAUAAUUAAAUUCUUUUGUGGAGAUAACGAAGUGAAUUCAACUCUGGACAAUUUCAUCAAAUACUUAAAGUACAUGAUAACGGUGUACGGAUUGUGGAUAACAUUUACUCAGAAACGUGCUUUAAUGAUAUUUUUUUACUUGCUCUUCGAGACCAUUAAACGUGGUGAACUCGAAAUCAAACCUUUUCGCAUAAAGGUCACCUCAGAAUUACCCAUCAACUCCGGUCUUGGUAGCUCGACGUCGUUUGCGGUUUGCGUCGCAGCGUGCUUUCUUCAUUGGAAGCGUCUACAUACGCAGAAUCAGCCUGUUGAAUUUGACAAUCCAGAUUUUAAGAAAGAAGUCAAGUCAUAUGUCGCGUCCUACGAAGAUUUCUUACUUGACUACGAUUGCGCGUGGAUCGAUACCGACGUUUGUAUAUACGGCAAUAUAAGGAAAAGUCGACUUACCGAUUACAUAAAUGUUGAUACGGUUGACUCCCAGGAUUUGCAAGAAAUGAAGAUUUUACUGGUCCCUUCGAAAGUUCCUCAGAAAAAGCACCAUCAGACGAAACAAAUGAUACACCGGAAACUUAAUUCCAAUGCAGAGUCGAACGAGUUUGAGAUUUUGUUAAAUGAAUUGGACGACGUAGCAAUACAAAUAUACGAUAAUCUCAAAUCAUUAAGUGAUAACAUCAAAAAUAUUGGUUUGCGUGAAUGUCGACAGCAUUACAAGUCAUUACGGAAAUCCAUUAAGUGGAAUCAACAAUUAUUGUGUAACAAUUUUUUGACAAAUGAGGAAUUCGAUAAGAUCUGCAAAAUUGCAAAAGAUAAAGGAUUCGCGGGAAAACUUACAGGUUUUGCAGCUAAAUACGUAUACAUUUUGCUUCCACCUUACGUAAAAAAAGAAAAAUCGAGGAUAUUAAAACAGAAUUAAAAAAUCAACAUUUCACGUUUAUAGAUGCCUCUAUCAAUUGUAAAGGGUUGAAGCUUGAAUGAUUCUAUUAAAAUUAUCGCGGUUAUGUACUAUAAAUAACUAUACAUAUAAUGACAAACAACUAAAUGUACAAAAAUAGAGCAAAAUUACUAAUUAAAUAAUAAUAAUAUUUUAAGGAACGUAUGGCAAACAAUA